Messenger RNA from Ostertagia ostertagi, 558 nucleotides. Lineage: Eukaryota; Metazoa; Nematoda; Chromadorea; Rhabditida; Trichostrongylidae. The record is from the annotation of a GenBank genome assembly.
AUGUACUCGGGGGAAAAGACUGGUCCGAGGUCAGACCAAGAGCGCCGUAAGCCACAUUUCGUCUUUCUCAAGGCUGGAAUUUCGGCAUUGGUUGAAACUACUGAUAGCCCGCAAAGAAUCACUGGAGGCCUAUCCAAAGUUCCUACAUUCAGCUCAGCGACAGCGGAUCUGGCUGAUAAUAUCAUUGAGAUGGAGAGAAGCUGCAAAUACGCCUCGCUGUCUGAAAUAUGCCUUGAGCACACUGAAGUCACGCUAGCAGUGAUGAAGCUGAUGGGAGUCGAGAAGGGCGAACUGACGACGUCCGCCGGCUUUGUCAUCGAAUUUAAAAACAAGCCCGAGCCAAGUAUUCGUAUCCUCAAUCAUGAUCCUGAUCCGAUCGAUAAGCAUAUUAUCUACAAGGCAAAAUACACUGCUGAUCUGGCGAACAUCUCCAACAAGGACGGCUGGGUUCCAUUUGGAAAAUUCGAGAGCUUGGUAAGGAAGUUUGCAAUCGACAAGUGGCAAACAGCUUGUGGACAGCCGUCCUGCGCAGUGUCUUCGCCUCCUUCAAGUGGAUGA